GCUCCAGUUCAGAUCAGCAGUCCUGUUCACACUGGAGUCAGUGAUGAUGCAGGAAAUGGAGUGAAUGUUCUCUCUGAUGUACAGAAGAGUCCACCGUAUCAACUGAACACACUGAGCAAUGGCUCAGUUGUGAGUGUUGCCAAUGCCACCUUGUGGACCACAAAUUCUGGCAAAUAAUCCCAUGCGCAUUCUGCACGUUCAAAGACGCGUGGUUAGAAAAAUCGGGCAUGCAAAUUUGAUAUGGAGUGAACGCAGAGCAGGUGGGAAGCGGGGAAUGGAAAACUCAAGUGAUGAUGGGGGACAGUUUACAGCAGGACUACACAAAUAUGCCUGUGAUCUCACACUGGAUCCAAACACAGCAAACAAUUAUCUCUCUUUGUCUGAGGAGAACAGGAAGGUCACAUAUGUGAUAAAGGAGCAGUCAUAUCCUGAUCAUCCAGACAGAUUUGAUUACCAUCCUCAGGUUCUGUGUAGAGAGAGUCUGACUGGACGCUGUUACUGGGAGGCUGAAUGGAGCGGGUGGGGUGAUAUAGUGGUGUCAUAUAAAGGAAUCAGAAGGAAAGGAGACAGUGUUCAUUGUAGGUUUGGACUCAAUGAAAAGUCAUGGAGUCUAAUCCGUUUAGAUCACAGAUUGAUUGUUUGUCAUAAUGAGAAAACGUUUAUAUCGGUCACUUCACCCACGUCUAAGAGAGCUGGAGUGUAUCUGGACUGGUCGGCCGGCACUCUGUCCUUCUACAGCGUCUCUGACACACACACACUCACACACUUACACACAUUCAACACCACAUUCACUGAACCACUCUAUGCAGGAUUUGGGUUUGAUUAUUUUGGUUCUUCUGACUCCUCAAUCUCUCUGUGUCAAAUUGAUAGACACAGUAGAGGUCUGCAUGGGCCUUAAAGGGACAGUUCACCCAAAAAUGGAAAUUCUCUCAUCAUUUACUCACCCUCAUGCCAUCCCAGAUGUGUAUGACUUUCUUUCUUCUGCAGAACACAAAUGAAGA
Myxocyprinus asiaticus (Chinese sucker) is the source of this 1001-nucleotide messenger RNA. Its product is annotated as neoverrucotoxin subunit alpha-like. The transcript is spliced from 5 exons. Gene Ontology annotation, molecular function: protein binding. NCBI's taxonomy places the organism in Eukaryota, Metazoa, Chordata, Actinopteri, Cypriniformes, Catostomidae. The record is from RefSeq and is a predicted model, not a curated record. Bases 143 to 898 code for a protein of 251 amino acids.